Molecule: messenger RNA, 531 nt
Organism: Pleurotus ostreatus (oyster mushroom)
Lineage: Eukaryota; Fungi; Basidiomycota; Agaricomycetes; Agaricales; Pleurotaceae
Exons: 2
Coding region: 1-531 (176 amino acids)
Source: RefSeq, a predicted model, not a curated record
AUGCCGCCUGAACGCACAGAAAAGCUUGUACAGAGAACUUUGGAUGGAAAGGUCGCGUCUUCGUCGUCUUCCAAAGCCCCCUCGAAGCCUUCCAAGUCAAAAUCCAAGUCGAAGGGCCCGCCACGCGUUUAUACAGACGCGAUAUUGACGAUUCAACCCAAAUUCGCCGACCUUAUCUUAAAAAAGGAGAAGAACCACGAGUUCAGAAAAUACCACCUACGCGAAGGGGUGGUGCGGCUCUGGUUGUACGAGACAGCUCCAACUUCAGCUUUGACGUAUAUCAUCGAAACUGGGCCUCCGAAAGAGCCUGGUGAGGUUCAGGACUCUACGGGGAUCGGCAACGACGAUUUCGACGCUGGCAAGAAGGAAUCCAAAUUUGGAUACCCAGUGCUUGGACUGCUCCGUCUGCCUAAGGCUUUGACUGUCAAUGACAUGGAGAAGUUUGGAUUGGCGACGCCGCAAGGAUACUAUUAUGCCACUCAGAGCUUGGUGGAUGGACAACCUUUGGACUCAAUGGAACGCGUGUUUUAG